Molecule: messenger RNA, 5801 nt
Organism: Pygocentrus nattereri (red-bellied piranha)
Lineage: Eukaryota; Metazoa; Chordata; Actinopteri; Characiformes; Serrasalmidae
Gene: vgll4a
Product: vestigial-like family member 4a
Exons: 5
Coding region: 520-1323 (267 amino acids)
Biological process (GO): negative regulation of DNA-templated transcription
Molecular function (GO): transcription coactivator binding
Source: RefSeq, a predicted model, not a curated record
CCAACCCCCAGCGCUCUAGAGCUAGCAGGCUAACAUGCUAAAGUAGUUAGCCCUUUGAGGUUAUUUGGACUGUUUCGUCCAAAUAAUGUUUGAAAAUACUAACAUAGCUAGACUGUGAAAACGGUGCGUUUUUCUUUCUAACAUUCAAAGCUGUUUAUUCUUCGAAAGUGCGGUCAAAUGCGCACAUUUGAAGUUUUCUGGGUCAAUGUUUGGCGAGUUAGGUUAGCUAAGUAAAGUUCGGACGGUGGUUAGCAAAUUAGCGCAGUUGUAAACUUCUGCCUGCUGUUGUUAGUGAUGCAGCGUCGACACUGCAGCGCAAACGUUUCUGUCUUGUUAACUAUAUUGUUUAGUAGGUUGCUUCGUAGUUAAAGUGCAUCGCCGACAACCCUGCUAACAGCUCAGGCACUUAUUGCGACUUUAGCGAGAAGGAACUUUUUACUAGUUGGCACUUUUCGUCGCUGCUAAGCUAGCUAGCUACUACUUUGGUUAGCUAGCUAGCUUGGCUAGCUCCGAAGCUAAAUGCUUCUCCCGAGAAUGGACCUUUUGAGCCACCAAUUUAUGGAUAAAAUGAACAACAACAUCGGAAGACUUCACUACGAUUCAUAUGAUGAUGAUUCAGGGGACUCCAGGAUGCACGCUUUGUCCUCUUCAGUGGGAAGCAACAGGACAGGAACACCUAUUAGUCCAGUUAAAAGAAAGUAUGAUGAUGAACAAGUUGGACACAGCCACGACUACGACACUGAACAAAUGGCAAAAAUGAGUCGCCUACUUACAUCUCAUCUGGGAGCUCCUUCCAAUGGAGAUAGUAGGCAAGAACCUUGGAAUCAUUGCCCCAACCCUUUUGAGCACGCCUCCUCUGCCAUCAGUGGCCUCCAUGGAAAUCGUUUGUAUGCUCCCUUUCCUGUUUUUGCAAUGGAGCAGCCGCUCGCGUUGACCAAAAACAGCAUGGACACUGCUAGGUCCAAUCUUCUCUCGCCACUUGGCUCUGCUGAACGUCAGCAGAAUCGUCCUUCUGUGAUAACAUGUGCCCCUGCAAGCAACCGCACAUGCAACCUCUCGAACUGUCACAUGUCUCCGAGUAGUUGCAGCUCUGGAGUGACUAACGUAAAGAGUAAGACUAACGCUAACACUGUCUGUGACCCUGUGAUAGAAGAGCAUUUCCGUCGCAGCCUAGGCACGAUCUACAAGGAGCCAGAGCCGGCCUCUAACUCUGUGUCCAUCACGGGAUCUGUGGAUGAUCACUUUGCCCAGGCGUUGGGUGAGACCUGGUUGCAGAUCAAGGCGAAGGGCAGUGGCUCCGGGAGUCCUGAGUCUACUUCAUAAAGGCCAAGUAUUCCCCAAAGAAACCUGUUGAACCAUGGUUGGUUUUUUCCUGUGUUAAGGCUUUUUCACACCAAUUCUGGGUGUUGUUUUUUUGUGAGUAUGUGGAAAACGUGUCAAAAUUACAGUUCCACUUUUUUAUGUUUUUGUUUUGCUAAGCAGGCAGUGUUUGAGUGUUGCAUCUUCAGAUGUUCUAGUAGGCUUUUGAUUUGUAUAAGUAUCCUUUUUUUUUUUUUUUCCUCACAGUUUUUUCUUACAUAAUCUGGCAACAAGACCUCUGCCGAAUUUAGAAACUGUGGCUUAAAACUUUUAUUGAAAAUGUAGCCUUCUUGAUUCAGGCUUGUAGAAAACCCAGGCUAAAUUCUGUUAAAGAACCACUUUCCCCAGUGGAUCCUAAUGCUGGUUUACUUGUGCCUUGCAUAUUUCAUAGUGAUGAUAAUUGCUUACCUUUAUUACAUUAAAAUACUUUACAAAAAGCCAGCAUCAGAGAACAAUAGAAAACAAAAGCACUGAGCAGUUAGGAACAAAUAAUGUGAUUAAAAAUUACUAUAAUGAGUAAAACAAGGAAUUAUAUUUCAACAAAGCAUAAAAAUUGGGCUUUCCCUGGUCUAACACAACUGCCCCUGCUACUCACCUAAUUAACAAGUGCUUCCUGAGUUGAAGUCGGUGUGUUUAAGAUCAGAGAAAAUGUUCAAGUUUGCAAGGCAGGAGCCAGGAUUGGGAACCAGUGGACUACACUGUAGAAUGAAGAGUUUGAAUGAUUUAGAAGCUCGUGCCAUUAGAAGUUGUUAGUUCUAUACCUGUCUGUGCAACGUAUCGAAACCAGUCAUUUAAGCACUCUCUGUUUAAAAGGAAAUUCCACUGAUUGUUCAAAAUUUCAAAAUUCAAUAGUUAACAUCAAACUGUCAUUUCUUAAAUGGUUAAUUGUGGAGAAUCUAACUGACUCAGAUUUCUUUACAGUUGUGAUGAUGGGAACUGGGUUCACCAGAUCUACAGCACAAAUCUAGCCAUUUUGUUUACUAUCACCAGUGAACAUACAGAAGUCUUCCAAGUUUUAAAUGUUAUGUGGAUAAUAGUAAACAGUAGUAAAUACGAUGUUCUUUGGAGAUUGUUUAAAAAAAAAAAAAAAAAGACCAUAAACUUCUCAAAACUAUCGUAAACCAAUGACUCCGUCAUCGGCAGUGUAUUUUUAACCAUUUCAUGUAAUAACUUGCUGUGAGGGAGCUUUAAGAGGUAGUAAACUCUGCAGAUGCCUCAUUCCUGUCAACAUUGAUGUAAAUGAUUCUGUCUAGGCACGUUUCUUUAGAAUGACACACUUUACUUCACGCCACUCUGAAUGACAUCUUCAGCUUUUAAUUACGCGGAACCUUUUGAAAAUCACUAAUGAAAUAUUUGAAAAUCUUGUAUACCUGGUCAAGGAAAUAAGACAUUUUCCACAUAACACCUUCACGCUACUUUUUGACACAAAAAUAAUUUGAUAUGUUCUGGAUCUCCCAUCAUAUUCAUAUAAGACUACCCCCAAUGUCCUUAGAACAUUGGUACCUCACAGAACCGUUAAGAUGCAGUCUGAAAAGGACGUAAUAAGGGUAGACAACCAAAGCUCUUAAAUUGUGACGAGUGCUUUAGCUCUGUGUUCCAGAAUGUCACUUUUAACUGUGUUUCUUUUAUCUUCUUUCAUCUCCAUGUGACCUAAAUGUUUCAAGAGGUCAAAUUCACUCAUUUACCAAGGAGUGGCCUGAACUUUUGCAGAUCAUUUUAUUGGCACUUGUGUUAGGCCUCUUUAAUGUGUGGGAUAUAGUUGGCUAGAAUAUGCAAGUGUCCCCUGUACUGACCCCCUGGGGGGGUCAUGAACAAUUUUCAGUCGAAUCUGGUGUGGGUAUCUUGUAUGACUUGCAGGCAAUUUGGUGAUGGCCGAUGGCAUUAUAUGUGUGUGCGUGAUAUAUAUGUGUAUAUGUAUGUCAUUCAGAAGGGUGUGAUUUGAAAAGAACAAUGUGAAACUUGCCUUAACCAUGUGUUUUAUACCAAAAAUCUUGGCAAAAAAACAGUCCAAAUAGCAUCCAGGCAUCAAGAAGUUUUAUAUAACUUUAUGAAAUUAAAUAAUGUUGUAAGCUAUAGAUGUCUGGUUCCUAUCACCACUACUGUGAACAAUUCUGAAGUUUCUGUAGAAACUGCAUUGUUUCAGUCAUCCACUCUGACUUUGCUCACAUCCUAAUUGUUAAAGUAUGCAAAAUUAUUCAAAUCAGUGGAAUUUACUUUCAAGUAGCCCUACCAAAGAAGUCUCCUAUGAUUUUGGCUGUGUUUUUUGUGGCACACUUUGGUCCCUGAGUAGCUAUUCGUGCUCAUGUUUUGCAAGUUAUGUGUAAAUUAGAUGAGCUGUUUUGCAUUAAUAGGUUUAAGAAAUGGCAGGGUCGCUUUUUUUUUCUUUUCCUUUUGGAAACUGGAGUGCUUUCUUAAAGUGAUGCACAUUUUUUGUAAACAUUGAAUGAGAGACACUUAAAAAGUAUUGUUAAUUGAAUUAAUCCUUAAAAAAGGUAAAGAAAGUCCUGCAGUAUCCAUCAUUUUGGUAUGUCUAAACUCUUGCUAAGCCAUCUUGUGCUUAGGACCAAGGACAUACUCAAAUGCUCUAAUAUACGGUCCCCACCCUGACGUUCGCAUACAAACUAUUCAUACACUAUUUGUAUUAAAAAAAAAAAUACUCUGCUUACAUGCAUAUUUCAGAUAGCUGUUAUCUAUUACAGACACUAUCUUUAUACUGUUCAUUCUUAGAUUCUGUUUAUUUUUAUCAGUAGAAAGUCCUGCUGCUGGAACAGUAUACUCAAUAUAUUUUUUUAACAAAUUUCUUUAGAUAUGUUGGCACCUAGCUUUGAUGCACAGCCUCUGGAAAGGCAUCUAAAUGCAGUACACGUGGCUUGGAUGAUUUUUGUUUUUUAGUAAUGCAACCGUAAUACAGAUGUCUAAAGCUUCUUUACAGGAUUGAGCUGGAUGAUCGUCUGUAUAGUGAUCUACUUACAGGUCAGCUGUUCUUAUUACGAUGCCAAUCAUAUAGCUUAUCUUUACACAGCAGUGAUGUAAUCAGUAUGCAACUAGGCCUAUAUUUAACAACCUCUUUGGGGUAUUUUUGUGCAAAGACAGCAUAUGUACCUUCCUUCCGGAGCAGUACAACAUUUUCCCCUCGAAAAUUGGAAACAGAGGGUGUAUCAAAAUAUCAUGCUUGGUCAGGAUUUCUCCCUGUGUGCAACAUUUAUUUUAUGCAUUUUUGCCCUCAGUCUUUUCUAAUUAAAGUAAGAUUCUCAGUAGGUGUAUAGUUAAAGGUCUUUAGUAUUAGAUUAUAUGCUCUUUCUGACGUAGAAUGAGUCGUUUGUUUAGCGGCCAUAAAAUGUUUCCUGCUUAAUGUAUGUUACUGUACAAAAGCCAGAAACCACUCUUUUUAUUUAAUUUCCAAUGUAAAUGGCAUUAAGUACAAGUUAUUAAAAUCUCAUAAAUGCAUGUUUUUACUAUAAAGGUAUACAGAAACUUCAACAUCUAAUACAGCAGUAAAAAUAAAAAGUCAGUAUCAGGUCUGCCAGUUUUUGUAAGAAAUCUGACACAUUUAGUGGUCUGCCAGGUAUGGGUUGUUAGGAGGCUCAUUUCCUCAUCAUUCAUUCAGUCUUUUAAUUUUUUUUAACUAGUUAAAAAUAUGUCCUGAAAAAUAAAUGCCUUGUACUUAGUGGCUGUUUUGACUAGAAAAUAAAAAAAGGGUGGUCUCUAACUUUAACAGUACUGCAUAAAUUGUAAAUUUAAAUAAUUUGACAUGUAGCUUUACACACCAAAGCUAAUACUAAUUCCUGUUUUUUUCAGACUUGCCUGUUUAUUCUAUAGCAAAUAAUUCAAAUUUGUAUGUUUUUUUUUCCUUUAAUAUAAAAUGACCAUCAUUACGCAGUGCGUGAUGAAUGACCAGUUUCUCUUUUUGACAUUUCAAACUACACUUCACUUGAUCUAUAUAUUUAAUAUCCAUUACUCAUUUCGCAUGCCUCUCUCUCUCUCUCUCUCUCUCUCUCUCUCUCUCUCUCUCUCUCUCUCUCUCUCUCUCUCUCUCUCUCUCUCUCUCUCUCUCUCUCUCUCUCUCUCUCUCUCUCUCUCUCUCUCUCUCUCUCUCCUUAAAAAAAGUUGAUCUUUUUUUUCCAGUGUACCUAUUAAAGGUCAGUUGACUGCCAAAAUAGUUUGGUGAAAAGUAUGAAGAAUAUUAGUUGUCAGUUUGUUUCUUUUUGGUGAUUUGAGGCCGCUUCUGAAUCAUGUGUUUGACAUGGUUUGUCCUACAUGAAAAUGGUUGAAAUGGCAGAGGCUGCGUCCUCGCUUUUAAGAGUUAUGUUAAAAAGAAAUAGUCAGAAUAUUAUAGCUAGUCUAUAUGUAACUCUAUUUACUUUUUGGCUUUGAUUUUUUUCUUACAAAUGCCACUUUUAUAUUCAUUAAACCUGACAAAAAUAAAAGGAUCUUUUAACAAA